Etheostoma cragini (Arkansas darter) is the source of this 1047-nucleotide messenger RNA. It is a transcript of the gene slbp, whose product is annotated as stem-loop binding protein. Gene Ontology annotation, molecular function: mRNA binding; histone pre-mRNA stem-loop binding. The coding region runs from base 197 to 1024 and encodes 275 amino acids. Gene Ontology annotation, cellular component: histone pre-mRNA 3'end processing complex; cytoplasm. Gene Ontology annotation, biological process: mRNA 3'-end processing by stem-loop binding and cleavage; mRNA transport. Lineage: Eukaryota; Metazoa; Chordata; Actinopteri; Perciformes; Percidae. The transcript is spliced from 8 exons. The record is from RefSeq and is a predicted model, not a curated record.
AUUUACCCUUUGAGGACUUUAAUGAACAACGGUAACCGCCCUUUCCGGCCACGUGACGUCUGGGAUUGUUUGGAACCGCGCGUCUUUCGGUGUUGGCGGGUAUCAGUUGAUUCACUGCUGUAGAGCCUCUCGGCUGACAACAGAGAUACUUUACCGCUCCACAUACUCCUCGAUCACGCUAUUUCUUACAAAGAAAAUGUCUGACUGGACCAGAGGCAGACGAAGUGACCCUCACAGCAGCAAACCUGAAAAUAGGAAACGAGGGAUUGACGGAAGCCUGCGAGCCAACAGAGAGGCAGGUGGUGGUGGUGGUGGCAGGGAGAACGGCGGGCACACCGACAGCAGCUACAGAUACUCAGAAAAAAGACAUGCUAAUUUCACCACUCCAGAGAGCACAGGCCCGGUGUCUCGCUGCAGCAGAGCUGCUGACUGGGGCAGCCAGGUAGAUGAUGAAGAUGAGAUGAGGAGGGAUGUACACAGAGACAUGCAGCGUUACAGGAGGAGGAUACUGGGUGCAGAGGUCACCCAGAGAGAGAGAAAGACCUCAUCUGGCUCUUCUGAGAGCUGUGAUUCAAGAGAGGGAGAAAACAUGGAGACCGAUGAGGCUGUGUUGCUACGGCGCCAGAAACAGAUAAACUAUGGCAAGAACACACUGGCCUAUGACCGAUACACCAAGGAAGUGCCAAAACACAUGCGUCAGCCGGGUGUUCACCCAAAGACUCCCAAUAAGUUCAGGAAGUACAGCCGUCGCUCCUGGGACCAGCAGAUCAAACUGUGGAAGGUCAAACUACACGCCUGGGACCCCCCAACAGAGGAUGGCCAGGACAAAGUCCUUGAUAUUGAGGAGCUGGGUCUUGAUGAUGUAAUGGACAUUGAGCUGGACUUCCCAACCUUGCCAGACUCAGACCAAAAGACCCCAGCCUCUCUCCCCGCACAUAGCCUUUCCCUGGAGGGUGAAGACUGCUCAGGUACUCCAGUCAAAGUACAGAAGACAGAAACCAGAGUGGAGCCUGACAUGGCCUAGUUUUCUUCAUGGAAAAGAAAGAA